Molecule: messenger RNA, 7127 nt
Organism: Apis cerana (Asiatic honeybee)
Lineage: Eukaryota; Metazoa; Arthropoda; Insecta; Hymenoptera; Apidae
Product: thyroid receptor-interacting protein 11
Biological process (GO): Golgi organization; endoplasmic reticulum to Golgi vesicle-mediated transport
Cellular component (GO): Golgi apparatus
Molecular function (GO): small GTPase binding
Source: RefSeq, a predicted model, not a curated record
AUUUCUGCAUUAAUCGUAGAGGGCAUGCCAAACAUUUCAACUUUUUGCGCAAUCGGUAUGUCAGGAUAUGGAACAUGAAAUUUUAUAAAAUAUUAGAUCUUUUCUGUAUAUCGUUUUUAAAGCGGUAUUAUAUUAUAAAAAUUAUUUAUAAUUCUAAUGAAUCAGAUUUAUUUACCACCAUAUGGUAUGGCGUUAUCUAAAUUGGAAAAGUCCCAUAUCUAGUAAUUUUUUAGAUAAAGUUGUCAACAAUGUUUGCAACUAAACUUGUAUAUUUUGUGAAGGUUACUACGUGCGUGGUUCCUGUUAGUUCAUGUUUUGAUAUUUUUAUGCCAUUAAGGUAUAUAGUUUUGCCAAAAUAUGCAGUGCGUAUAACCUCAAAAAAUAUAGUUCUGAUAGUCCUUAAAAAAUACAUUCAACGAUAAGUGUCGACGUGUAAAAUGGCGUGGUUCGGUGACGGGCUGCCUAGCUUGUCGAAUUUAAAGGGACAAUUAACGAACUUUACAAAGGAAGUAUUAUCAGAGGGCAUUGUAGAAGAAAUAGACGAACGAUCGAAAGCACUGAAGGAAGCAAAUCAAAAAUGUAUCGAAUUGCAAGAAAUACUUAAUUCGAAAGAUGCUGAAAUUUCAUUACUACGUCGACAAAACUGCGAACUUCAAAAGGCAGUCGUCGAAUUAAAUGCGAAACCAAAGGAAUCGAACGAUAAUAAUCAAGAUGAUGAGGGCGAAGUAUUUUUUUGGGACCCGCCGUCCGCGAAAAAUCGAAAUUCGAAAAAUCAGAACCACGUACGACAGUUGCAAGAACAAUUGGUACAAGCCACCAUGAAGAUACGAGAUUUAGAAGCCGAAGUUAAACGCAUUCAAAAGGUUAACAAUUCCUCCUUGAAAGAUGAAUUAACCGAUGGACAUCAGAAAGCAGAAUUCUUGAGAGCGAAACAGGAUAUGGUGAAUCGUAUAAUACAAAUGGAAGAAAAGAGUCGAGAAGCUGAGAGGAAUACGAAACGCAUGCAAUCGGAUGAAACAGCGUUGAUCAACGAUUUCCGCAUGGUGUUGUCCAAAUUGAACUCUCUCGAGAAGCUGGAUUUAGUUCGAAGUGCGCUAAAAGCGCUGGAAACCGAAAACGAGAAAUACAGCGAGGCUAAUAAACAAGAGAAAUCCGACUUCGACGAAAAGUUUAAGAGACCGAGCACUGUCACCCACGAAUCCGUUCCGUUGAAGCCUAAUUUCAGCGUGAACUCGGAGAAUCACGUGAGACACGAUGGAUUUAUCGAGGCCUCGAGCAACAGGGAAAUGGAAUUAUACAAGAAAAUCGAGGAGCUUCAAGAAGAGAAUAAAAGAUUGUUCACCAGUGUCGAGGAACUCGAUCAGCAACACGAAGAAUCGAUAGAAAAACUGUUAUCUCUCAAGGAGGAAGUUGAAAAGAAACAUCAGUGCCUUCAAAACGCUUACGAACAGCUUUACGUAGACUACAAUCAGGCUCAAGAUAAGGUCGUCCAAUUGGAAGGUAAACUUAAGGAAUCAAGCACGUUGAUACGAACAGAAACUGUUCCAUGUUUCGUGCAAACUAAUAGUUUAGAAUAUGUAGAUAAAUGUAUCCAGACAAGUGAUCCAGAAAUGAAAGUGAGUGCAGAAACGAUCGAGGUGCGGGACAAGAGAAUUGACUUGAACAAAUUAACCAAGAGAGUGAAGGAUAUUUUGAAGAGCUCUUUCGUCGAGAUAGAACCGGACGAGUCGAUUUUCGAGACCCUGGCGAAGGAGUACAUAGACGUGAAAUGGAAGAAAGAUGUGGUGGAGAAAUGGGUGUCGGAGUUGAACAGAGAGUUGAAAGGGGUCGUAGAAAUGAAGGAUGACCUGCAAAUGGAGUGUAACAUUAAACAGACUCAUAUCGACACGCUGUUGCAGGAGAUCGAAGAUUUAAAAUUAAAUUUACCGCCCAUACCUGAGGCGAAUGAGGAACGAGUCGUCUCUUUGGAAUCGGAAAUCGAAUCGUUGAACGAGGAAGUGAAACAUCUUCAAGCGGAGAAUUCCGUGCUGCGUAAGAAGAACUCGUUGCGAAAGAAAAACGCUGUUAUACGCGGUGUCGGCCCGAACGAAACCCGAUUAAAGGCUCAAGGUAGCGCGACGACCACGUCUCAAACUAGGAAACAAGGAAAAUUGGAAAAUAUUCCGGAGGAUAUAGAGGACACGUUCAACACGAUGGAAACCCUGAAUCGAAAGUUGAACGUGACGUUGGACGAGAACGACGAGUUACGAAGAAAGAUAGAUCUGUUGGAGGGCACGGAGAAGGAGAUGCAGGAACAAUUGAGGAUGUCGUUGGAGAGGUGCAAAGAUUUGGACGGAAAUAUCGAAUUGAUCGAGGAGUUGAAACACGAUCUUGAGAAUACGAGGCGAGAAUUAAAAACGUCUACCUCUAACACGAGGCAAUUGGAAAACACGUUGGCGCAAAUUCGAGGCACGAAGGAUGAGAUUCAAAAGGAAAACGAGGAAUUAUCUCGGAGGAAUGAACAAUUAGAAACGGAGAUCUCGCAGUGGCGUGAAAGCAAUUCAGAGACGGGGGGUAACGAUACGUUGAGAGAUCUUCAGGAACAAUUGAACAGAACUAAUCGAGAGAAAGAUGAUUUGGAGUAUGAUAUAUUAAACAUGAGGAAAGAAUUGGACGAGGCAUUUAAUCGGAUAGACGCGAAAGAGGAUUGCAUAGUGAGAUUGAGCCAAGAAAAUGAAAGUUUAACGAAAGAGAAGAAUUCCCUGUUAGAACAGUUGACUGCCAUUCAAGACGAUUCCAACGAUAAGAUAGAUUUGGUGAGCACGGAAAAGUCUCUGUUGGAACAGGAAAUGUCGGAAUUGAAAGAACGAGUGGCGAGUAAGGAGAAAAUGUUGAGUGAAAUUAGAGAAGAAUUACGCGAGGCGGAAGAAAGGUAUGCGAAAUUAGAGAGUGAUUAUUUUUCAAUGAAUAAAGCAAUGGAAAAGUUACAAUUGGAAAACGAAAAUUUGCAAAAUGAAAUAAAAAAACACGAGGAAUUAAAGAAUGAAUUUGAGAUUAACCAGUUAACUGAAAAAUUAAGUUCCAUGCAAAAUGAUCAUGCUCAAUUGAUGAACGAAGUGGAGACUUUACGUUUGAGGGAGAGGGAAUUGACAAAGUUACAAGAAAAUUUUGCAACUGUCACGGAAGAGAACAAAACUUUAAAGAGCGAAUACGAAGUAAUUCGGGAUAAUUAUAAGAAAUUGGAAUACGACGUAGCAUGUCUACAAGAGGAGAAAAAGGAAUUAUUAAAUCGUAUAAAUGAAAAUGCCUAUGACAACGAGAAACAACAAAUUGCAGCGUGUUUAGAGGAAGAGAAACGUCAAAACGAUGUUCUGAAAAACGAAAAUAGCAAAUUAAUCGCGGAGAUUACGGAUAUACGAAAGAAAAUGCAAGACGCUAUCGAGGGUUAUAAGGAAUCGGUUGAUAUGGGUAAACAAACGAUAGAAAGUCUGUCUCACCUUAUUAAAGAAAAAGACGAAGAAAUCAAUGGCCUUAAAAAUGCGCUUCAUCUUGCUAAAAAUAACGAAGAAACGUCGGAUCAUUUUUCGACUAUAAAGAACGAAAGGGACGAACUCGUGAAACUUGUAACCAUCAAGCACAAUGAAAGUCUGCAAUAUCAUGGAGAAAUCCAAAGGUUAACGCAACUGUUGAACGAGCAAACAUCGCAGAUUCAGAGUUUAUUAGCAGAGAAGGAUAUACAUUUAUCUGAUCUGAAGGAGAAAGAUGCUCAACUUUUGUGGACGAACAACGAGUUGCAAGCAGUCCAACAGCGUUUGAGAAACGCUGAAGACUCGAGCAGCGGGGCAAUUUGUGGGAUCGUCGAGCAUUCAACGCAAACAUCAGAAAUUGAGAUUCUCACUGAGAAGUGUAACGCGUUAGAAGCAGCUCUAAUUCAAGAACAAUCGAACAACAGAAUGUUGCAGAAUCAACUUGGCGAAAGUCAGAGCAAAGAAGCGAACGCCGCGAAAGAAUUAGAAAGGCUAAGAUCGCAUUUGGUUGAAAUGGAAUCGAAUUACACGGAGGAUGCUUUGCUUGCUGAAGAAGGACGAAAAGAAUUGGAAGCGAAACUACAGCAAGCUGAGGAAAAGUUGAAGACCAGUUCGAAUGUGUAUACUUCUGCUAAUAUAAGAGCAAAUCAACAAGUGGAAACAUUGCAACAACAAAUGGUAUUGAUUGUUCAACAAAGGGAUGAUAUACAAAAUAAAUUAUCCGUUGCUGAGGACAAGAUCCUAUCCCAAACUGCGUCUUUGACCAAUUUACAAAUUGUCCUAGAACAAUUCCAACAAGAUAAAGAAAAAGAUAUCAUAGCAGCAACAGAAAGAAUUCAAUCUAAAUUAAAAGAAUCUUAUAAAAAAAGGGAAGAGUUAACCAAUGAUGUUACAAAUCUUAAGGAACAAUUAGCUGAAGCUAAAGAAUGUUUACAAGCAGCAUCCAGAUUAAGCGAGCAACUUGAUAAAAAAACAGAACGUAUCGAACAACUAAGCCAAGAAGUGGACCGAUUAACGAAUCUCGUAAACACUGCAGAUCAAAGAAUAGAAGAGGCAAAACAAAGUGGAGAGGGAAAAGUUGAUAAAACUCUCAUUAAAAAUCUUUUAUUGGGUUACUUGUCUUCAUCAGCAGCAGAUAAAUCUUCGGUCCUUAGAGUGUUUUCCACAAUUUUAGACUUCAACGAAACGGAAAAGGAUAAAGCAGGAUUGAAUAACACAAUUGGACAAAAUAGUUGGUUUUCUCGUUUAAAUAGCGGAUCUACAGUUCCUAAUAAAAAUCAAGAAGCAUCCUUGUCAGCAGCAUUCAUUAGAUUUCUAGAGAACGAAUCGAAACCUAAACCACAAUUACCCGCAUUACCAAUUCAAACACCGGCAUUACCACGGCCUGGUCAUAGUAGACAACAGUCAACUUCAUCUACGCAAUCUACUUCAUUACUUUCCAAUGUAAAUUUACCAACAUUCCCGGAUUUUAUCCCAGCCAGAAAUACAGGAUCUAUUUUGAAAGAAGUAUUGAAAGACAGCUGAUAUUAACAAUUUCGAUAUAUUUUAUGUUUUGUAAAUUUUAAGAUUAUAGCGGAAAAAAUGUUUAAAUAAGAUAUGUUUAUCGAAUUUCCACUCAAUAAGAGUAUAAAAAAAAAAUUAAUUAUGAGAUAUUAAUUAUGCGUUUUUAUAAAAGAAAAACCGAUGUUUAUAACAUAUAUUUGUCAAUGAAUUGUUAAUAAUAAUUAUGCAUUGCUUCCUUAACAUCGAUUUUUCUAUAUAAAAAAUAUAAUCUAAAUAAUUGUAAAAAGUCUUAUUAGUAAAAAUUAUAUGUAAUACUUCAUGGUGCUUGCGACAUAAACGUUUAACGUCGAUUCAAAAAUUCAAUUUUUCUUAUUGACAAUAAUUAAGUAUUGUACAUUGGAAAAAUAUGUUAUAAUAAUUAAUAUAAAAUGAAAGUUUUGUCAAUUCAAGAUAAUCCGUAAUUAUAACUGUUUUAUUAGAAGCAUUUAGAUUACAACGAAUGAAAUACUAAAUAGGAUAUAUUUGCAGUAUUAAAUUCUUUCAUCUUUUGUGUCAUUUGUAAAAAUCGUAUGAAGUAUUAUAUUUUUGUUUGUUCAUUUAACAAAAAACAUUAAAUUUAAUGUAAUAUAAUUUAAAAUUUGAUAGUCAUUAUAAUUACAGAUUUUAUUUAUAUUUGUAAUUUUAAAUAUUAUAUAUAAUGCUCUGAGAUAAAAUACUUAAGCUUGAAUUAGUUUUACGUUAAUUGUACAUAAAGUCGUGUAUUAAAAAACAAAAUGGUGGGCUAGCAAUAAAUAAUAAAUUAUAAAUUAAUAUUACAUACAUUACAUUUUUGAGUUACAUUGCUUAAAAUUUUUAAUAAGAAUUGCAAAUAUACAUAUAAUCUUUUACAAAUCUAUUUUUAUUAUAUAAAUAUUUCAAAUAUAUAUAUAUAAAAAUAAAUUAUUACAUUUUGUAAAUUAUUUAUUAAAAUAAUUUUGAAAAAUUUGUAAUAGAUUAUGAACAAAAAGUAAUAUUUAUUUUUUUUAGAUAGUUUCAAUUUUUGAUUAUUAUUAAUUAUCUUUUAUUAUCCUAAAAGUGAAUUCUUUUAAAUUAUAUAUAUGUAUAUAUACGCAUUCUAAAAAUAAUAUAUUCAAAUAUGAAUAUCCAUAAAUUUAACAUUGCAUAAUCUAAAGAAGACAUUCGAUAUUGAAAUAAUUGAAGGAUAUUUUAAACAAAAAAAGAACAUAAAAAAAAACUCAAGAUUAUAUUUUAUCGAAUAUUUAUUUUAAAAAAAUUUUUAAUCUAUAUUACAAAAAUCGAAUUAAAUAAAUGACAAAAUAAAUUUUAAGAAAUAUGAAAGCAGUAAGAAGCAGGAACACAAUAUUAUCAAUAAUUCAACAUAUUUUCAGAUUCUAAUUUUCUUCUUUCUUCUCUUCUUUCUUCUCUUCUUUCUUCUCCUCCGUGUUCUCCUUCAAUGCCGGUUUACCCGUCUGCUCGAUAGUUAUAUUCCUUUCGCUCUGGAUCUUUGGUUGCUCCUUCCUAGGUGCAGUGAUGUUCAAUACACCAUCCGAUGAUAAACUAGAUGUUACUUGAUCAAUAUCGCAUUGCUCAGGAAUCAUAUAUCUCCUGGUGAAUUGUCUCGAAAUCCAACCAUGCUCAUCUUGUUUUUCUUCAUGUUUACCCUCGACGACAACACACUUGUCGACGAUUUUGACAUUAAUUUCAUCUGGUUUAAAUUGCUGAACAUCCAAAAUUACUUGGAACUUAUCUUUAUCCGCUUUCACGGUUGAUGUGCCUCCUCCUUCAUUUUUUCGCAGAAGUUCACCCCAAGGUCUAUAAUAUAUCAAUGGAUUUCUUAAUCUUUGAUUACGAUUGGGUAAGAUAUAUUGAUCGAGAAUGUUUGAAUUCAAUAAUUGUUCGGGAUAUAUUCCCAAACCAAAAUUUUGAUCAAGUAAUCGAUGUGGACGAUCCAGGUCUUCCCACCAAUCAGAGAACAGCAAUGGAAUCAAAGACAUUUUAACUGAAUUAUUUGAUGUUUGAUAUAUUAAAUAAUGUAAGUCACAGACUUUUUCGAAAUGUUCACUUUUAAUGUUUACAGCAAGCUUGUCAAGCUUCUCUGUCGACUGUUUUCUGUAUACU